Molecule: messenger RNA, 709 nt
Organism: Carica papaya (papaya)
Lineage: Eukaryota; Viridiplantae; Streptophyta; Magnoliopsida; Brassicales; Caricaceae
Product: NADH-ubiquinone oxidoreductase
Cellular component (GO): respiratory chain complex I
Source: RefSeq, a predicted model, not a curated record
CAGAGGUGCAGGCUCUUUUUAAACUCUUCUGGGCUUCUUCUAGUGUUAGGCCCCCAACUUCACCCUUAUAUUUCUUGCAGGUCGCUCUGCACUUCUCCCGUAAAACUGCUCGGAUUUCGCGUCUUCCGAUUUUAGGCCAGGCAUAUAAAACAAAAUGGGAUUCAUAAUGGAGUUUGCGGAGAAUUUGAUCUUGAGGUUGAUGGAGGAUCCAAAGGAGAGGGAUCGUAAAUUUAGAGAGCACGUUUAUGGAGUAGCGGAAAGAUGUAAGAAAACCAAGGAGAUGUGGAGCUAUCCUCUACGUCCUUAUGGUUUCUGGACCUUUGAGCGCCAUAAUGCACAGUUGCGCUGGGAUCCUCAGAUUAGCCAGGUGCCUGGCCGCAGGGACCCCUACGAUGAUCUUCUUCAGCAAACAUAUGAUCCUUCCUCGAAAUAAACCUGAGACAUCUCGAAACAAUCCGCCGGAUGAUUAAUGCCAUUUCUUGGGGAUAUUGAGGUUAAAUUUAAGUUUUCACAAUGUUUGAUGCUUCCUUUUGUUUGUAGUGCCCAAACAUUGUUAGACUGAUUUCUGGGCUUGAAUAAUUAUUGGUGAGAUUUAGUUGCUAUGGAUGUAUCUUUUGGAUUAACUUUCAUUGCAAUUUUCUUGUAUAAAUAAUACAUGAACAUGAAUAUUCAUUAAGCAUGAGAAAUACUUAGCCGCAUCUUGAGAGCA